Molecule: messenger RNA, 2125 nt
Organism: Jatropha curcas
Lineage: Eukaryota; Viridiplantae; Streptophyta; Magnoliopsida; Malpighiales; Euphorbiaceae
Gene: OVA6
Product: Class II aaRS and biotin synthetases superfamily protein
Biological process (GO): prolyl-tRNA aminoacylation
Cellular component (GO): aminoacyl-tRNA synthetase multienzyme complex; mitochondrion; cytoplasm
Molecular function (GO): ATP binding; proline-tRNA ligase activity
Source: RefSeq, a predicted model, not a curated record
UCUAAGACGGCCCAAACUGAACGACCAUCACACUCAAGUAAGAGCAUCCUCAUCCUCUUUGCUAAACAAAACCACUAUACUGCACCUGUAAAACCUCAAAGUACAACGUAUAGAAGGUGAAAUGGUGGUGUCUCUUAGACUACCUUCUCUCACUUCCCUCUUUUUCCAUACUCCAUCAAUUCGCCGGUCGUCGGCGUUUUGUAGGCGGCGCCACUAUUGCCGUUCGCCGCCUCUAACAUCGUCCUUCUCUGCUCAGAGUGCGGCUUCGAGCCCUCCGGAGACCGAGGAACGAGUUGAUAACCUGAAGAAUCGAGUCAACCAGGACCGAGUCAUUACUCCCCGAUCUCAAGACUUCAAUGCUUGGUAUCUCGAUGUUAUUGCCAACGCCGAGCUUGCUGAUUAUGGUCCUGUUCGUGGUACUAUGGUAAUUCGUCCUUAUGGAUAUGCUAUCUGGGAGGCAAUCCAGGAUUAUUUAAAUGUUAAGUUCAAGGAGACUGGUCACAGCAACAUGUACUUUCCUCAGUUUAUACCUUACUCGUUUAUAGAGAAAGAAGCUAGUCAUGUUGAGGGCUUUAGUCCUGAAUUGGCUUUGGUAACUAUUGGUGGAGGAAAGGAGCUUGAAGAAAAACUUGUGGUUCGACCUACUAGUGAAACUAUAGUGAAUCACAUGUUUACUCAGUGGAUUCAUAGUUACCGCGAUCUUCCUCUCAUGAUCAACCAGUGGGCAAAUGUCACAAGAUGGGAGAUGCGCACAAAACCAUUUGUGAGGACUCUUGAGUUUCUCUGGCAAGAGGGUCAUACAGCUCAUGCUACUCCUGAGGAAGCGGAAAAAGAGGCUUUACAGAUGAUUGAAGUCUAUACAAAAUUUGCUUAUGAGCAAGCUGCAAUACCUGUUGUUGCAGGUCGAAAGUCAAGGUUGGAAACCUUUGCUGGCGCUGUUAGGACAUAUACAAUAGAGGCUAUGAUGGGUGAUCGUAAGGCAUUACAGGCUGGAACCAGCCACAACCUUGGCCAAAAUUUUUCUCGGGCUUUUGGAACUCAGUUCACUGACGAAAGUGGACAAAGGCAGCAUGUCUGGCAGACAUCAUGGGCCAUCAGUACCCGCUUUGUUGGUGGUAUUAUCAUGACACAUGGAGAUGAUGCAGGCUUAAUGCUUCCCCCCAAAGUAGCACCAAUACAGGUUGUGAUUGUGCCAAUUUGGAAGAAGGAUAAUGAGAAAGCUGGAGUUCUCAGUGCAGCAUCAUCUGUGAAAGAAGUUCUGCAAUCUGCUGGUCUCAAAGUUAAACUUGAUGAUUCAGAUCAGAGAACCCCAGGAUGGAAGUUCAAUUUCUGGGAGAUGAAGGGAGUACCUUUGAGGAUUGAAAUUGGUCCUCGAGAUGUAUCAAGUGGAAGCGUGGUCAUAUCUAGGAGAGAUAUUCCUGGUAAGCAAGGAAAAGUUUUUGGAAUAUCUAUGGAGCCUUCAAUUUUAGAAGGUUAUGUCAAGGACAAGUUGGAUGAGAUCCAGUCAUCCCUUUUGGAAAGAGCAACAUCAUAUCGGGACAGUAAUAUUGUGGAUGUUAGCUCGUAUGAUGAACUCAAAGAAGCAAUAUCCCUUGGCAAAUGGGCAAGGGGUCCUUGGUCAGCCAGUGAUGCUGAUGAAUUAAAGGUGAAAGAAGAAACAGGAGCAACAAUUCGAUGUUUUCCCUUUGAACAGCCUCAAGGGACUAAAACAUGUUUGAUGACUGGCGAGCCAGCAGAAGAAGUUGCGAUUUUUGCUAAAUCUUAUUAAUUAUUAAGGUGUUCACCCUCCCUCUUCAAACAAUCAAGCUUGUUCAAGGGAGCAUUCUAAUCAGGGAAAAUUUCGUCAGGAUUUUCUUUUUAUUUAUAAGUUGCAUCAGAUUGGCAAAGCAAGGGAACUAAUCAAUUACUGUGAAUUGUUGAAGAUUAGACAUUAUAUUGUGAUUCUUUUACCUAUAUAUGCAAGAGAUGUGAAUUAUUGAAUAUUUUCAAUUGGCUCUUUGAGCUAUGUCUAUUCUAGGUAACAAAAGAAAAUAUAUAUAGAAUACAUGUAAAGGAAUUCCAAGAUUAGUUUGGUUGGUAAUCUGUCCUUAUCUUUUAAGGAUUAAUUUGCAUUAUUUGGUUGGUA